Pristis pectinata (smalltooth sawfish) is the source of this 774-nucleotide messenger RNA. Its product is annotated as polyamine-transporting ATPase 13A3-like. NCBI's taxonomy places the organism in Eukaryota, Metazoa, Chordata, Chondrichthyes, Rhinopristiformes, Pristidae. The transcript has 5 exons. The record is from RefSeq and is a predicted model, not a curated record. Bases 438 to 737 code for a protein of 99 amino acids.
GGGACCUGUCAUCAGGCGACGAGUGACGGUGGGCGGGAUUUGGACGGCGCGCCGGGCUUCGCGGCUCACGUCAGGGAUUCCCGGCUCCGGCUAUUGAUCGGACGGCGAGAGGGAGCGCGGCCGCGGGGAGCCGGAGCCUGAGAGACCGGGAGAUCGGAGCGUGAGGCCCGGGGAGCGGGAGCCUGAGAGACCGGAGCGGGAGAGAGCGCCGGGGCGUGAGGAGCGGGACAGAGCCAAGGCCCGAGGCUGAGAGGAGCCGCCGACGCAGUGUGGGGCCGUCAAUGCCAUGUGAUGUGGAGCUUCACCGAGGCAAUCUACCGAUCGAGCCCCCAGGAAAAGGUCUGGGACGUACAGUGGCAGCAUUUCAGCUGACAUAGAGACCAGAGCCAAGGGGGGCUGCACCGGUGGGGGCGAAGAGUGGUGAGACAGAGGGACAAAUGGAGAGAACGGAGAAGAGGUAUCUCAAUGCGGAGAGCGAGGAUGAGAUGGAGGUGUUUGGUUACCGGCCCUGCUGGUGGAAGAUGGGUCUGGUGGGUGCAGGCACCGUGUGCAGUGGUGGCCUGCUGCUCCUCUUCCUCUACUGGAUGCCUCAGUGGAGCGUCAAGUGCACGUGUCAGGAGGUCUCGCUCAAAGAGGCUUCUGUGCUGCUGCUCUGGACCACGGACGAGUUCCGCACUUGUUUCCGGGUUCCGAGUGCACAGCAUGGAGGCUCCGGGGUACGAACCACUGGGCACUAGCCGCUCCCGGUGACCAGAAGAGCCUGCCUGCAGCCCG